AUGGAUCCCGAGGCGGCGGGGGACGAGCUGUCCCGCUUGCGCUCCCUGUUCCUGGCGUGCGACGCCAACGGCUCGGGCCGCAUCGAGCGGGAGGACUUCGCGGCACUGUGCGCCGAGCUGCGGGUGCGGCCGGCCGAGGCCGAGGCCAUCUUCCAGCGCCUCGACAGCGACCGCGACGGGGCCAUCACCUUCCCGGAGUUCGCCCGUGGCUUCCGCGGAGCCACGCGGCCGCAGCCCGGCGGCGGCGAGCCUGGGGGCGAGGAGGGCGACGGCGAGGAGGCGGCCGCGUGGGUCGCCGCGGGGCUGGAGCAGCCCUGGAAGGACUUCGAGGUGCGGCUCGGGGACGAGGCGAGGUACAUCCCCAGGCAAGAGCAGGUCAGUGUUCUGUAUCAGAACAUACACAUAGCGGAACCAAGAUUAAUCCAGUCAUACGAGCAUGUAAUUAAGAACUUCAUCCGGGAGAUCAAACUUCAAAGCACAGAGAUGGAAACUUUGGCCAUAGCGGUAAAAAGAGCUCAGGAGAAAGCAGCAGUUCAGCUCAGUGAGCUAGAGGAAGAGAUGGAACAACGGAUACAGGCUGCAGAGCAUAAAGUUAAAAAGGAAGAGAAGCGAAAAGCUGAAGAAGCACUAAAUGAGCUGAAGCGCCAGUAUGAUACUGAAGUUGGGGAUCUUCAGGUGACAAUAAAAAAGCUUAAAAAGCUGGAGGAACAAUCCAAAAAUGUAAAUCACAGGGAAGAUGUGGGUGAACUGAGAAAAAGAAUGCAUGAUAUGUUCCUGGAAAAUCAGAAACUUAAGAAAGAUCUUUUAGAAGCGCAGACAAAUAUAGCUUUUCUACAGAGUGAAUUAGAUAGCUUGAAAAGCGAGUAUGCAGAUCAGUCUUUGAACACUGAGAGAGACCUAGAAAUUAUCCGUGAGUAUACUGAAGAUAGAGAUAAUCUGGAAAGACAAAUUGAAAUACUGCAAUCAGCUAAUAGAAAGUUACAUGACAGUAAUGAUGGUUUAAGAAGUGCACUUGAAAACAGUUUCAGCAAGUACAACAGAUCAUUGCGGUUAGCAAACACCUCACCAGGAAGUACCAAUUCUAGAAGCAGUCCUAAAUUUAAUGGUGGACAUUCUCCUUUAAAUCCACGGUAUGACAGAUCAUCUCGUUCGUCUUGUGUGGAUGAAGAUUUUGAUUCUUUAGCCCUUUGUGAUCCUAUGCAAAGGAUAAACUGUGAAGUUGACAGCUUACCUGAGAGCUGUUUUGACAGUGGUUUGUCUACCCUGAGGGAUUCAAAUGAGUAUGAUUCAGAAGUGGAAUACAGGCAUCAAAGGAUUUUUCAAAGGUCACAGUGUAUGCAAGAAGGCUUUGGUGGUGAUGCUUCUGAUACAGACGUUCCAGAGAUCAGGGAUGAAGAAGCAUACAGUCCUGAUAACAGCACUGCAGUAUUAGACUGGAAGCCCUCACGACCAGUAAGUCGAAGCAGCUCAAUUGCUUCAACAAGGAAAUACAUAUCUGCUCUCACUCCCCAGUCAGAUACAGCCGAAUGCACUCCAAAAUACCCCAGUUCAGAGAAGGCUUACAAGAUUGUUCUUGCUGGAGAUGCAGCAGUGGGAAAAUCCAGUUUCCUUAUGAGACUUUGCAAGAAUGAAUUUCGAGGCAAUACCAGUGCAACUCUGGGUGUGGAUUUUCAAAUGAAAAGAUUAAUUGUUGAUGGAGAACCUACAGUGCUGCAACUGUGGGAUACGGCGGGGCAGGAGAGAUUCCGAAGUAUUGCUAAAUCAUACUUCAGAAGAGCAGAUGGUGUCUUACUACUAUAUGAUGUAACAUGUGAAAAAAGCUUUCUUAACGUGAGAGAAUGGGUGGAUAUGAUUGAGGAUGCAACACACGAGAAUAUUCCAAUUAUGAUGGUGGGAAACAAGGCAGAUCUCCGUCAAGCUGUUACAGAACAAGGGCAGAAAUGUGUGCCUGUAAACUAUGGAGAAAAGCUGGCUAUGGUAAGGUCAAAGUGUACCUCUUUAGUAUAA
Messenger RNA from Myiozetetes cayanensis, 2007 nucleotides. It is a transcript of the gene RASEF, whose product is annotated as RAS and EF-hand domain containing. Bases 1 to 2007 code for a protein of 668 amino acids. The transcript is spliced from 15 exons. The record is from RefSeq and is a predicted model, not a curated record. NCBI's taxonomy places the organism in Eukaryota, Metazoa, Chordata, Aves, Passeriformes, Tyrannidae. Gene Ontology annotation, molecular function: GTPase activity; GTP binding; calcium ion binding.